Messenger RNA from Pseudo-nitzschia multistriata, 720 nucleotides. The record is from the annotation of a GenBank genome assembly. Lineage: Eukaryota; Bacillariophyta; Bacillariophyceae; Bacillariales; Bacillariaceae.
UUGACCGCUUUCGUUUCAUAAAUUCCAACCACCAUAAAGUGCGAAGUACAUCCAAUUCUUUAUUUUUAAAAAAUACACUCAAAAACACCAACGAUCAAAGAYGAUGAUGAACAACAAACUUUUCAUUAUUGCCGCAGUGGCCCUCUUCUCCACCGCCGAUGCGCACUCCCACCUGCGUCAGCUCAAAGGUUUGAAAAGUGAAAAGAAAACUACAUUUGCUCCUAGCGCAGCUCCUGUUGCAGCUCCUUCGGACCCAGGUCCAAUUAUCCAGAAGUSGAGCAAGGCAGGAAAGACCAGCAAGAAGAACACCAAGAAGGGCAGUAAGAAGGGCAACACCACUGUGGCUCCCACCCCGGCAYCUACUAAAGCUCCCACCAUGUCUCCUACCAUGUCACCAUCCACGGUCCCAUCUGCACUGCCUACUUCCUCCCCUUCGGACACUUCAACGGUUKYUACAACGGUAACGAGUACAAUURCUACUACAGGAGAGGGAAGCAAUUUUUAAGAUUCACCAGAGCCUCCGCAUCCUUUGGUAGGUUCAGGAACUAUUGCUGUUCACCGGUGCCGAGCAAAUCGUUCACUAGCGACUACGACAGAUUCUUUUGAGUUUGCUGGCUCGAAUUUUUGAAUUCGUACGACGAACGAAACGAGAAGAAUCAAAACCAUCCUUUGCAUUAUUGUCAAUACAGCUGUAAACAAUAAUAAUUCAUUUGUUCAUAU